This is a messenger RNA of Malus domestica (apple), 360 nucleotides long. The record is from RefSeq and is a predicted model, not a curated record. NCBI's taxonomy places the organism in Eukaryota, Viridiplantae, Streptophyta, Magnoliopsida, Rosales, Rosaceae.
AUGAACUCAACUCCCUCGUCUCCCAUCUUGUCCCUCGGGUUGUCCGACGGAUCCACUAGAGGUGGUCCCUGCGUGAACUCUGGCAAUAGCCUUUGGGUUGAGCACUCUCUGACUGUCAAACCUUCUUUCAAACGCAUGUUGGUCAAUGUUUACAAUGCGGUCAUUAAAGAAGUUAGCUUUGGAACCGACCCUGACAAAGCGUGGGUUCAAGUGAACUCAUGGACCAAAAAGGAGACGAAGGGCCUUAUCCCUGAGGCUCUCCCUCCUGGGAGUUUGGAGCGAUCGGUUGAUCCAUCGGAGACAGAAGAGUGCAAAUUUGGCCUUCUCGAUGGUAGUACUGUUGAGGCUGUUGAUGUUUAA